Messenger RNA from Aspergillus glaucus CBS 516.65, 2335 nucleotides. RefSeq names its product MFS transporter. The transcript is spliced from 3 exons. Bases 441 to 2225 code for a protein of 594 amino acids. The record is from RefSeq and is a predicted model, not a curated record. Lineage: Eukaryota; Fungi; Ascomycota; Eurotiomycetes; Eurotiales; Aspergillaceae. Gene Ontology annotation, biological process: transmembrane transport. Gene Ontology annotation, molecular function: transmembrane transporter activity.
CUCCCCCUUCCUUACUCUCUUCUUUUUAUCUUCCCAUUCCUCUCUUCAUUCUUCUACUAUAUCCGGUGACUACUUGAGUCUGUCAAUUGCGACUUUUACUACCGGUUGCGGAUCAAUUCGACUUGCUCUCCUACCACUACCACAUACACUUCGGUGAUACAACAACCACCCUUCGAAAAACCGAACAGAAAAGAAAAAAUCACCAAGGGAGGAUAUGCUGAAACCCCUUUAACGGUCAACAUCCUCUUCUUCAUCAUAAUUCGGUCCUUUCCCUCCCUUCUGCAACAACGGAGAAUUUGGCGAACCCUGAAAUUACAUUCCUUUGCGAAAAACCCUGGACUCGUCCUUUGACAGGAUAGAAGUCAUUCCUUUUCUCCUCUUUCUAACCCCGGAUUUUCACUCCUUCGUCUAAAAUCCAUAAAAUUUACACACUCGACAAGAUGUUCAAGAAGCCUUCGUGUUUAAAAAACCGGCGACAGGCUGGUGAGAAGGGCAGCGCCGGCAACAGCAAAGAUGAUUGGUCGACCUUCCCAGUGCGCCAGCUUUUCGUACUAGCGCUCUGUCGCAUCUGCGAACCAAUCGCUUUCAUGUCCAUCUUCCCUUAUGUCUAUCACAUGGUCGAGUCGUUCCACGUGACAGAUAAUGAUCGCAAAAUCGCCCUCUAUGCCGGCAUGAUUACUUCGUCCUUCACUUUCGCGGAGUUCUCUGCUGGUAUGUUUUGGGGCCGGAUGAGCGACAAGAUUGGUCGCAAGCCCGUCCUGAUCAUGGGUCUGAUUGGCACGGCCAUCAGUAUGAUCGUCUUUGGUUUCGCUCCCAACCUAGCUACCGCCAUGAUUGCGCGCGCGCUGGGCGGUCUGUUGAACGGCAACAUCGGUGUCCUGCAGACGACGGUAGCGGAAAUUGUCACGGUCAAGGAGCAUCAACCCCGGGCCUAUUCCAUCAUGCCAUUCGUCUGGUGCUUGGGAUCUAUCGUUGGCCCCGCGAUGGGCGGUGCGUUGGCACAGCCAUGCGUGAGUUACCCGUGGUUGUUCCAGCGCGGUACCAUUUUCGACCAAUUUCCGUUCCUGCUGCCCAACAUCGUCUGCGUUGUCGUCCUUGUCUUUGGAAUCGUCGUCGGUUUUCUCUUCUUGGAGGAGACCCAUCCUGAGAAGAAACUCCGGCGGGACCUUGGUCUCCAGCUUGGGCAUUGGCUCGUUGGCAAAUUCUGGGGCUCGGGCGUGCAGCUAUCAGAGGAAGAGAAUAUCUCCGACAACGAGGACUACUUUGACGUGCCCCCACCGGAGUACAGAAGCAACGAAUCCACUCCCCGCUUGGGCCCUGUCAUGUCCAACAAUGACGACAUUGAGGGACAACUCAAGAAGGAGGAGACACCCAAGGCAUUCACCAAGCAGGUCGUUUUCAACAUCAUCGCCUACGGAAUUCUUGCAUACCACAGUGUUUCGUUCGACCAACUGAUGCCCGUCUUCCUCAGCACACCCAAAUCCGACGAUAAUGUUGCCCUCCCCUUCCAGUUCACCGGCGGCUUGGGUCUCCAGACCAAGACCAUCGGUUUCAUGCUCGCUGUCCAGGGAGUGUAUUCCAUGAUCGCCCAGCUUUGGCUCUUCCCCUUUGUCGUGCGAAACUUUGGCACCCUCCGAACCUUCCGCUUCGUCCUCUGCGUCUGGCCUCCUCUCUACCUGAUUGUGCCUUAUCUCAUCCUUCUCCCCGCAAAGCUUCAGAUGGCCGCAGCCUAUGUUGCAUUGAUCAGCAAGAUCACCUUCCAUGUCAUGGCCUUCCCCGCAACUGCCAUUCUCCUCGCCAAUGCUGCUCCCUCUUCCAAGGUGCUCGGUUCCAUCAACGGUGUGGCCGCGUCCACCGCCAGUCUGAGCCGUGCUUUCGGACCUACAGUCACUGGUUUCCUCCACUCCAAGGGUCUCGAGAGCCACUAUUCCGUGCUCGCCUGGUGGGCUUGUGGCAUCGUCUGUGUGAUCGGUGCCAUCCAGAGUUUCUGGAUGGAAGAGACCGACCCCAAGGAAAGCACCCCGCAGCCCGAGGAGAAGGUCGGACACCACGACUCCAAGACUCAAUUCCAAAACUCGUUCUUUCACGCUGGCAAGGAAGACGCUAAACCGGAGGAGGAACAGAGACUCCUCUCUCCUACCCGCACCAGCCUCGAUGAUUUCGAUCUUGCCAACAUGAACAUGAAGCUGGAUGUUCCUGAGCCACCACGCUCAGUGGAAGCUUAACUUUCGUUUCUUUUCUCUUUAUUUCAUUUUGCAUUUUUCACUAUCUCAUAUCUACAUUUGGAGGCAUUUUUGCGUUUUGAUCAUAGCCAGUUUUGCAUAUUCCUCGGUCG